AGACCUUUGGUGUCGUCCUCGGUCCUUCAAUCGCGUGUGUUUUGUUGGUGUUCGACUUGUCGCCACACUCUUUUCAUUUUCUCUAAAGAUUAGUUCCUCCACCUCUUUCUCCCUGCUUUCUUCAUUUUCUUUCUCCUCCAUUCUUUCUCUUCUCUCUUUCUCUCUCUCGGUCACUUCAACAAUGGUCAACGGUCCUGGCCUAUUCUCUGACAUCGGCAAACGGGCCAAAGAUCUUUUGACGAGAGAUUAUGUCUCAGAUCAGAAAUUUUCAAUUUCUUCAUGCAGUGAAACUGGUGUGGCAUUUACUUCAACAGCUGUGAAGAAAGGAGGGCUGUCAUCCGGAGAUGUGGCUGCCUUGUAUAAGUACAAGAACACCACAACUGAUGUCAAACUUGACACGCAGUCAAAUAUCUCCACAACAAUCACAAUCGCCGACGUAGUUCCAUCAACAAAAACUAUUGUUUCAUUCAAGAUACCGGAUUACUCAUCUGGCAAGCUGGAGGUUCAAUACUUCCAUAAUCACGCAACCUUCACCACAGCUCUUGGUCUAAACAAAAACCCUGUUGUUGAUGUUACUGCAACACUUGGUACCCCUACAAUUAACUUUGGUGUAGAAGCAGGUUAUGACACUACUUCCGGUAACUUCACUAAGUAUACUGCUGGUUUUAAUCUUUCAAAACCAGAGUCAUGUGCUUCAAUUCUUCUGGGCGACAAGGGAGAUACCGUUAAGGCUUCAUAUUUACAUCACUUGGAUCAGGUGAGGAAAAGUGCUGCUGUUGCUGAAAUCAGCAGAAGGUUCUCUACAAACGAGAAUACUAUCACAGUUGGAGGACUAUAUGCAGUUGAUAAUCUGACAGUUGUGAAGGCGAAGCUGAACAACCAUGGUAAACUGGGCGCUGUCCUCCAGCACGAGGUCAUUCCUAAAUCAGUGCUCACCAUCGCGAGUGAAUUUGACACCAUGGCCUUGGACAAAACUCCAAAGUUUGGCUUGUCACUUGCUCUUAAACCUUGAUAACGAUAUGAUGGGUUCUUUGGGAGAUUUUGAACAGUAUCAUUUCCCCCUGUGGCUCAGUUUAUUGGAGCUACCAAUAAGUAAUUUUGCAGAUAUAUUCAUUGUAGGUUCUCUCUGCCGAGGAUCUGUUGCUAUUAUACUCUCUAGUUUAUUUUGUCGAUAGUGUUCGGGUUUCUUUUACCUGCAAGAACAAAUUUGCAGAGAUUUCCUCCUGAUAACAAUUUUUUUUAGUCGGAAGAAGUUUUAACUUUCAAUUGCUUAUUCUGUUCUGUUUGAACAGAGACAUGAAAUGAAUUUGGUUUUUGACCUGA
Molecule: messenger RNA, 1323 nt
Organism: Amaranthus tricolor (Joseph's coat)
Lineage: Eukaryota; Viridiplantae; Streptophyta; Magnoliopsida; Caryophyllales; Amaranthaceae
Product: mitochondrial outer membrane protein porin 2-like
Exons: 6
Coding region: 182-1012 (276 amino acids)
Biological process (GO): monoatomic anion transmembrane transport
Cellular component (GO): mitochondrial outer membrane
Molecular function (GO): voltage-gated monoatomic anion channel activity
Source: RefSeq, a predicted model, not a curated record